AAUGUAAAUAUAAACAAACACAAACCUUCGAUGGGUAGCAAAUAUGACGGAAUCGAUAAUACUUUUGCAUUAUUUUGAAUUGAACGGAAUUAAAUUUUAAAUACAAGAUUCAUUUGUGAUUACUUAAAGGAUAUAUUUAUUGUGAUCGAAGUUGAGAAUAGCAGCUUUUGUUGCUUUACAUUUCAUAGUGGCAACUUGAAUGACAGCUUUUACUGUCCUUAUCCCAAACUCCUUGUAUCAAGUCAAAUUAUAUUUGUUGUUUCAUUUUGAUUGAAUUAAAAAGGCCACGAAUUUAAAUAUCAGGAACUGUAUUUUAUCCGUAUAUCUUUCUUAUUAUUAUAAACACAUUUUACUUUAAAAGAAAGUAAGCAGAAUUAUCAUGGCUAGAAUACUUUAUAAUAAAAAAGCUUCUGUGGUGUAUCUUGAUGAUGAAGUGGAUGUUAAAAAUCUUGGUGAGGAAACAGAAGCCGAGAAGCAGAUGAAAGUUAUUCUUGAGAAGCAGCUCAAGACUCAAGUGUCUAUGAAAGAACAAUUUUCUCAACAUAGAACCUUUGUUUCUCCAAGUACAUAUAAAUCUCCAACUGAAUUGAUUGAAGGUGCAUGUUCUGUUCAAGAGUUCCAAGAACUGGAGAGAGAAGAGGAAAUGCGCCAGGAAUUGCAAAGAUGUGGUCUGUCAGAGCAAGAAAUUACUGAUUAUCUCUUAUUCAAAUUAGGAAAGAAAAAUGAAGAACGUUUAGUGAAUCCAGCUGUCUUGAAAGAGAAUAUAGCCAGGAUUGAAGAGAAAAUCAAAGCUCACAAUGAAGAGUUACUUAAGCCCCAAUCCUUCAAAAAUGUUAAGAAAUUGACCAGACAUGAAAUGGAAAUUGAAAAAGCUCUGUAUGCAGGCUGCCCUGAAAAAAGAAAAUUAGCUACUCUUGUGGCUACUGAAGAUACUGUUGAAGAUUCUUACACCAGUGUACCAUUUAAUUACAUAAAAAAUUUAUCAGAGAAAUUACUUCAAAAAGUAAGUAAGAAAAGGAAGAAGAGAUUGAAAUUAGAAGAAGAAUCUGUUCCUGAAUCUGAAAGUGGAGAAAAUGAAAAUGUUCAAUUUGAUUCCAACAUCCACCAUGUUGUUGUGCCUUUAGAAAGUUCUGAAGUUGCUGAAAAGAAAUUGAGUGUGGAAGAAAUUAGAAAGAUGCCUAAAUUUGAAAAUUACUGUAUUGGUCAACCUAAUAAAACAUUAUACAUAAAAAAUUUACAUGCAAAAACUACUGAACAAGAACUAAGAUCCGUAUUUGGACGGUUUGAGGAAGAGAAUGGAACAUUCAUAAAUUACAGAGUCUGCACAGGAAGAAUGAAGGGACAGGCUUUCAUUCACUUUUCUGACACCAAACUUGCAGAAAAAGCCCUUUAUUUUGCCAAUGGGUUUUUGAUAAGAGGAAAGCCAAUGAUCAUUGAAUUUGGGAAGAAGACUUGAAGACUGAAAUUCAAAAUGAAAAAAAGGUACUCAGUCAUUAUUGUAGUUUCUCUGGCUGCAGGACAGGAGGGAAAUGGCAAGAAUAAUUAAAACCCUGUGUUCGAUCUGUGGAGAUUCUUCUGAGAAGAGAUAUCAGGAAUGUUUGGAACGUAAAAUUUGUUUAUAACUGGCAAACAUUUAAAUAACACAGUUUUUAACUUUUUUUCUUGAGUAACUUUAACUAAAGUAAACUUCUUUAACUUUUUUUCAGUUUUUUUUUCUUGAAUAAAUAAAAUUCAGCACAAUUUUUUAAAAGAAAUUUAAUACAUUUUAAAUUAUGUGAUUUCUUGAUAAACUCUAUAUUUUGACCUGCUCAUAUAUUUAAAAAAAGGAUUAGGAAAAUCAAUUAAACUAAAAUUGUUCCAUAUUUUACAAAUUACACAUGGGAAUGAUUAAAAAAGAAAAAAGAAUGCAGUCUAUUUGGUAAAAAUACUGUUUUAGUCAUCAAUGUGGUCAGAAUUUUUCUGUAUCUUUAUUUUUUUAUUCUGUGUAUUUGCAUUUAUAUUUAUUUCAACUCAUUUAUUUUAUGAAGCCAUGUUUCGUAGAGAUAGCACUUCGUGCUCCCAACGCACAGUUCCAAGGUUCGAUCCUUGGGCUGGGCGGGGUCGACUCAGCCUUUCAUCUCUUCAGUGGGUCGAUAAACGGAGAACCAAGCAUGUUUGGGAACUAAACCCUGGGGGUUCCACUUUAGGCUGACCACCUAUCUACGACAUAUGCUUCGCACCCCAGGGCCUUCAGUCAAGAAAGCAUAUAUGGGCACUGUAGGCCUUGGGACCACGUGGACUGUCGUGCCACUGAGUUUUAGUUUCGUUUAUUUUAUACCUCUCAUUUAUAUUAAUGCAAUAUCCUGUGAACUCUUUCUUUUAAAUGGUUGUUCAGAAGCAACAUGCUUUCAUUAAUUCUAAUGGGAGAUCCAAAUGAUUUAUAUGGGCUUUGAAAGUAUUCUUUUGUACACAGAUUUCUGAGUAAGAAUUAAUUAUUAAAAAUUAAUUACAGCUUAUAAAUAUAUACACUAUCUACCAAUAAGUAAUUAGAUCCUGUGAUUAAAGAGAUAAACACAAUUUAUUCAUAUAGGUAGUGCCUCCAC
Molecule: messenger RNA, 2582 nt
Organism: Argiope bruennichi
Lineage: Eukaryota; Metazoa; Arthropoda; Arachnida; Araneae; Araneidae
Product: RNA-binding protein 41-like
Exons: 8
Coding region: 380-1456 (358 amino acids)
Biological process (GO): mRNA splicing, via spliceosome
Cellular component (GO): U12-type spliceosomal complex
Molecular function (GO): pre-mRNA intronic binding; U12 snRNA binding
Source: RefSeq, a predicted model, not a curated record